Molecule: messenger RNA, 5031 nt
Organism: Mytilus trossulus (common blue mussel)
Lineage: Eukaryota; Metazoa; Mollusca; Bivalvia; Mytilida; Mytilidae
Product: trans-Golgi network integral membrane protein TGN38-like
Exons: 4
Coding region: 45-1226 (393 amino acids)
Source: RefSeq, a predicted model, not a curated record
CCGUCAUCGUUUUAAAAGUUAGACAACCUUGUUGACACGACACGAUGGCGAUGCAGAAAAACAGGAACUUAUUCCAAUUGUCAUUGCAAUGGGUGUCUAUUUUUGUCUGUUUGCAAUGUUUACCUGCAAAAAUUCUUCCAACAACUACACCAACAAUACUCACAGUAAAGAGUACAAUAAAUUCUACUGUUCAGAGUCCAACUGUAAAACCUACGGGUGAAGUGGUACUUAAUAAAACAUCAAUACAGACAUUGAAUGAACUAACAAGUAAAACUUCUAGUAAGUCGAUAGUACCAACUGCUGAUUUACCAGGAUCUCAAAAACCAACUAUAACAACUACUAAUGAUAAUAAAUCAUCUGUAUCACCAAAGAUUACUGAAUCACCAUCUAACAAGGAUCAUGGUGAAAUAACUACAAUUAAGACACCUGAUUUACAGGCUAACAACACUUCUGAUGAAUCAACAACAAAUAAGACACCUGAUUUACAGACUAACAACACUUCUGAUGAAUCAACAACAAAAAAGACAUAUGAUUUAACAACUAACAAGACUUCUGAUGUAUCAACAAAUAAGAGUUUACCCACCAUCUCAACAACUAGUAAGCAAUCAUUGGAAGAAGGCCAUCAGAAUAAAACACUACCUAUCAAAAAAACUGAUGGAAAAGAAGAACAGAGUGUACCAAGCCAAUCAACAACGACAACUACCAAAAAACCUGAUAAAAUAACAGUUCUAAUUGGACUUAACAAAUCAACAACUACCCAAAGUCCAGCUGAAACACAUGAUCAAGAUAGACUAGACAAAUUACCAACUACCCAAAAACAAGUUAGAACACAAGAUCAGAGUAACCUGGACAAAAAUCCAACUGAAUCAGCAAAUGAGAAUGUGCAGAAUAAUAAGCCUGGCAGUAAGAUAUCACCAGACACGGCAGAAAAUAAUGAUAGAAAGCAGGAUGAAAAUAAGAAGCCAAUGAAUUCAGCAGGUACCCUCUAUGAAGACGAUGAAGACACAGGAGGGCAUUUCAUGGCCUACUUUAUAACAUUUGUUGUGAUUUGUAUAGCAGGAUAUAUCAUAUAUCAUAACAAACAAAAGAUUCUGGCGUUUAUUUUAGAAGGUAAAAAAGAUGGAUCACGAAGGAGACCAAACAGUAAGGAAUAUAAAAGAUUAAAGACAGAUGAAGUUAUGCCAUCAUUGGAGAAAAAUACGUCUGAUAACAAAUAUAUAUACUGAUUUAAGUAAAGUAUAAGUGAAAGACAUGCCAUUAAAUCAGAAAAUAAAUACAAAUCUAUACAUAUACUGAUAAAAAUUGUGAUAAUAGUUAUUAUAAACCAAUAAUUAUAUAUUAUUUAUGUUUUUUUAAACGAGAUGCAUUUUCUCAUUCUCAUCUCAUCGAAGGGCGGAGCCCUGAGAUGAGAUUAGAAUGAGAAAAUGCAUCGAGUUUAAAAAAAACAUAAAUAAUUUAUUUAUCGCUAUUAUUUGUAUUUUCGAAUAUCACUAAAUUUAAAUUUCAGUAAAAAAAAGUAUCUUAUACGAUGAUAAUGCAUUUUCUUUUGUGGUACUAUUUUUUUUUUGCGGAGGCUUGUUUGAUAUAAAUAUGUAGUCGCUCAGGUAGUUCAUUCAUUUGAAAAAAGAUAUCUCAUCUGACCAUCCGGCGUGUUUAAAUAUUGCAAAGACCAUUUUCACUGUUGAUAAGCUGUAAUUUGGUGUUUCUACGUAUCAAAAUGAAGCGAACGGUUGAAUAUAUAAUGUAUUUUCAAAGCAGACGAAGAAAUAUACAUGCAUGAAGAAAUGUACAUGCAGACAUACCUACGAUGAUUUGUCUAAUUGAAGUAGACAUAUGUAAAAAAGGACAUUUUUUAUUUGUUAAAAACAUGAUUUGAUUACUUUUAUUAACUUCCAAUAAAUUAUUUAACGGCGAAAUUCACGGUAAAAUAUUAAAAAGGGAAACCAUCUUGUGUUGUUGACAUAUCAGCGCGCAGUCAUCAGAUUACAUUUUUUUGUAUAGUUCCGGCUAAUCUUUUCUGAUUGGCCAACACUCUAGCGCAUGAAUUACAUAAAUACGCUGUUGCUAAGGACCUUAGAAACUAGCGAUAAUUUUCAUUCUCACUCUACACGAGUGAUAUGAAAAUUAUCACAAAAAAACAUCAAAGGAAAAAUACAGAUAAUAGCGAUAAUAGUUAUUACAAAACACUUGAUCAACAAUUAAUAAUAUGGUGAAUUGGUAAUUUGUCAGCUUUUUGUUUUUUUUAUGAAAGCAAAUGUGAAAAAUGUAACAUUUCUUAAAAAGAGAAAGCAUGAUAAGGAAAAUUAAUUAAAAGUAAAUUUGAUGUCAUGAAAUAGGUUUGGGGUUCAAUUGAUAAUCAUGACAGCUAAAAUUGAAAAAUUGAUUUUUUGUUGUGUAACCUAUUUUUCAGUAACCUAUUUUUUUUGGCAAAAUUAUUCUGUAUAUUGUGGCAUAGAUGUGAAGUUUAAAUUAAAAGACAAAUAAGUCAGCUUUCCCAUUUUGCAUAAAUGCAUAUAGGUUGAAGGCCAUUAUUAAUUAUAUGUAAGACACAACUUAAAUGUAUUAUGAAUGUCUGUUAGAUUUUGAAGACUGUUUCAACAUAGAUGAAUAAUUUCCCUGAUUUUUUAAAAUUUAAGGCAACUUAUCAGACCUUCUCACUCAAUAUUUCAUGUGGAAUACUUAGCUGUAGAUAAUCAAGACAACUAAACAUUUACUUUUAUUUUCAUUAAUAUUUGCUAAUUUCUUUGGUGUUAUAUUGUCACUGUAAAAUAAUUAAUGUGAUAAACAACUGUAACAGAAAAGUAGAAUGAGUUAUCUAUCUUUAUGUGAAGUAUUUCAAGGGUUAAAAUCAUUCCAGAGUUUCAGUAUAGUCUCUUCAUUCAUCAAAAUUUCAUUAUCAUAUGUUACCUGGAUCUUCCACCAUUGAGAUGUUGUCUGCUGAUGUUAGUGAUAGUUUUGAUGGAUGUGUAAUGAAUUGUCAUAUUGUAUAUUUAAUAGAGGGUUGAUAAAAGGUCAAAGGUAACCAUUGAGAUGUUGUCAGUAACGUUGAUGUUAGUGAUAGUUUUGAUGGAUGUGUAAUGAAUUGUCAUAUUGUAUAUUUAAUAGAGGGUUGAUAAAAGGUCAAAGGUAAUGCUGUAGUAUAUGUACAAUCAAUGUAUUAAGUAAUAUUUUGCCAACAUGAAAAAGAUUAGCUUUCACAUCCUAUUGUUUAAUGAAGUGUGUAAUUAAAGUGUUCAUAAAUAUUAGUUUUGAUCUUUGAAGUAUAUUAUUUAUUAGAAUAGAAAUAGCACAAAAAGUUUCUUAAUUGUUUAAUGAAUGUAAGUUUAAACUAUAUGAAUAUUUCCAUUGAUUUUGAUUUGAGAUUUCGAAAUUGACUGAUUUACAAACAUAUACACAUAUCAGGAUAACUGCACCUGAAAACAUGUCAAAGAAGGACGCUUUUGAAGAAAAAGAUAACAGCAAAUGUGUUGAACUCAACAAUGCUCAAGCAAAGAAACUUGUACAUCUUUAUGUAACAGCAUCCACUUUGUUCUAACAUUGUUUCAUUGUUCAAUAACAAAAUUUACAUGUCCUGAACUACAGUUAAAAUGAAUGAGGACCAUUUUUAAGGUAAAAAUGGCAUGGAAUACAAUCAAAACCUUUUUGGACCGACUUGAUAUCUAAAUCUUCCAAGGCAUAUCACUACCUUUUUGAUACACAAAAUAUAGAGCAUUUAACAUUCCAUAAUCCUAUCCAUGAAAAUUUCCAGAAAUUUACUGAUGUAAUAUAUAUGCUGAGAUAUUUAAGACACAAAAGUAUGUUACACUUGUCUAGAAAAUUACAAUGUCAUUGUUAAAUAGAUCUUUAACAAAUGGAGUUAUCUAUCUUUUUCUAGAAUUGCUGUUAAAUCAACUUCAACCAAUGUAAUAUUUGAUUUUAGUUUGGACUGAUAAAUUGAAGCAAUCUUUACCCUCAGUGCUUACAAGCACUUUGAUUUUAUUGAUAUUGAUGACUUAGAAAUGAUGAAGAUGUAAUACAAACAUCAACUCUAUUUUGUUUAAUAUAUUUUACUUUGUAAUUUUUCAUUGUUGUAAGCUUCACCAUCACAUACAAUCUUGGAAAAGUUGGAAGAAUGUAAAAUGUAACCGUUACAAUUUCCUUCAAUCCCGACUAUUUGUAACCUUCGUUUCUAAAGGCUUUAAUUUUUUUUUUAUUUAAAAAACUAAAAUCCGAGAAUUUAAAAACCCACGAACAUGUGAAUAUUGCUCAAACCACGAAAAUUGAUACCCACAAAUUAAGGUACUUUCACAGUAUAUCAAACAUUAGCUUAAUUAUGAAGAUAUCAUUGUAACCUUGUUACCUUUUAUUUUUGUGCUCAAUUAAUUUGAGUAGAUUUGAUUGGUAGAAAGUAGAUAAGUUGGAUAUUGGUAUUUUGUGAUUGUAUCCAGUGGUACUCAGUACAUAAGUAGAAUUUGGAUGAGGGUGUUUUCUGAUUGUUUAGAAAUGAUUUCUACUAUUUUAUUCUCUGUAUUAGUAACAACAGUUAGAUAAGAGAUAUCAUACCAAUCAUACUUUAUUGUUACUUGCCAGUGAUAAUUGUUUAGUGACCAAAUGUUAAGGCUUAUUUAAUGUUGUGAAUGUACAUACAUGUGAAAAAGUUUAUAAAUAUUUUUUUUGUAUACAUUUUGUUUUUUUAUUUGUGUAAUGUGACUAAGUCUUUAUUCUGAAUGCAAGUUAAUGGAUGAAUAUAUGAAGUGCAAAUUGUGAAUUGUGAACAAGCAUGUGGCUCAACACUUUUGAGUCAUCUUGCAACCUGUAUGUUAUAUACUGGUAUAAAAUGUAGACAAAUGUGAGGGAAGACUGGAAGUUAUGAGUGAAUGAUUUUUAUGCAGAAUGUAUGAGUGAGUUUUAUUUGAUAAAGUAUUUAUAUGUUGCUUGCUUUUUUAUACCAUUAAAGUGUUACUGUAUAGUUGAUUGGAUGUAAACUUAAUAGUAAUAUGAGGGAAUGCUAUAAAAUUAUGUGUUUGAAAUAAAUUUUAUUUACUUUUACAA